AUGCGAGAGAGCGAGGAAAAAGGCGAGGAAAAAGGCGAGGAAAAGAGCGAGGAAAAAGGCGAGGAAAAGAACGAGGAAAGGAGCGAGGAAAAAGGCGAGAGAGCGAUGAAAAGAGCGAGAAAAAAGGCGAGGAAAAAGGCGAGGAAAAGAGCGAAGAAAAAGGCGAGGAAAAAUGCGAGGAAAGGAGCGAGGAAAAAGGCGAGAGAGCGAGGAAAAAGAGUUAUUGGUUCAGAAUUGGUACAGAAAUAUGUAGAGAAAGGAGCCAGAAUGUUACGAGAACUAUUUGAAGUGGCCAGAGCAAAAAAGGCUUGUAUUAAAUGGACAGACUAUGUUGCUGUGAUCAAGGACAAGUAUGGUAUGACGUCAAUCCGUCCAGAGGAAUAUUUAAUCUAUGAAAAGAGACUAAAGUCUUACAUAUUUUAUGGAGCGUUAAGAACAAAAGAUUAA
Messenger RNA from Lottia gigantea (owl limpet), 447 nucleotides. RefSeq lists its product as hypothetical. NCBI's taxonomy places the organism in Eukaryota, Metazoa, Mollusca, Gastropoda, Lottiidae. The transcript is spliced from 3 exons. The coding region runs from base 1 to 447 and encodes 148 amino acids. The record is from RefSeq and is a predicted model, not a curated record.